Cornus florida is the source of this 2276-nucleotide messenger RNA. Its product is annotated as protein tesmin/TSO1-like CXC 5. The transcript is spliced from 10 exons. Bases 244 to 2034 code for a protein of 596 amino acids. The record is from RefSeq and is a predicted model, not a curated record. Lineage: Eukaryota; Viridiplantae; Streptophyta; Magnoliopsida; Cornales; Cornaceae. Gene Ontology annotation, biological process: regulation of DNA-templated transcription. Gene Ontology annotation, cellular component: nucleus.
AUAUAUGUAUAUUAUAUUGAAUUUGAGAACCUUCCAUUCGAAAAACGCUCUCUUUCGCACCAAAAAAAAAAAAAAUCCAGUUGUGCUCCUGUCCGUACAAUCGGAGCUGUUUUUCCGACGCAACGACUUGCCUGAAUCUGACUCCGUACCUUGUCGGUAAACCAAUCGUACUCAGUUUUCAAUUGCUGAUACAACAGAAUGAGAAAGAGAAAUUCGCGCCAAAAAAGGCUGUGAUUGGUAGAUAUGAUGGAGACGAUGAGAGAGAAAUCGGAUUUCCCGCCAAAAAAGCUUGCUAGGCAGCUAGACUUCACAGAGCUCAAAGGCUUAUCUUUAGCUGUUGCCGUACAAAGGGAGGAGCAAUCGGAGUCACCGGCGAAGCCGAAGUUCAAAUUGCGUCCCCCAAUUUAUCCACCUUCUCGUCCGCCAUUGUCUGCACUAAAGCCAGAGUCCUCAAAUAUACUGUCACAUACUAACAUCGAAGUCAAAGAUGGCACUCCAAAGGAAUUGAGACAUUGCAAGUGCAAACAAUCAAGAUGUUUGAAGUUAUACUGCGAGUGUUUUGCUUCUGGAACAUACUGCAACAGCUGCAACUGUGUUAAUUGUCAAAAUAACCUUGAGAACGAGGCUGUUAGGAGAGAAGCUGUUGAAUCUACCUUAGCGCGUAAGCCAAAUGCAUUCAUGCCAAAGAUCGUAAGCAGUCCGCAUAGAAGUCAGGAUAAUAAGGAUUUGGUUCCUUAUUGGAGAAGCGCUCUAAUCAUUUCUCGCUUGUUCAUAAAAGGGAUAUCCAUAGAGGAUGCUAAAUAUAGACACUUUUUUGAAAAGAAUAAGCAAAUUCAUGAUUAUUAUUUGAGUGAAGCAAAGGAUGUUCUCAUGCUGGGAAAACACAACAAGGGAUGCCAGUGCAAGAGAUCAGGGUGCCUGAAGAAGUAUUGUGAAUGCUUCCAAGCUAACAUCCCCUGCUCUGAAAACUGUAAAUGCAAGGGCUGCAAGAAUUUUGAAGGAUGCAAAGAGCGGUGGGCUUUUUCUAAUGGGAACAAUACCAAUUCCACAGCCUGCAUCCAGCAGACAAAUGCUGCCAUAGCUGGUGCUUUAGGGUUCUCUAGUUAUAGUUUCUCUCAACAAUCCAGGAAGAGAAAAGAUAAGGGCAACUUUUUGGGUUCAAUUAGUGAAGAUCCUUGCAGGCUUGCACAAUAUCAACAGGUAAACCAUGUCAGCACUUCUGGUUCCUCCUCUCCCUCAUCUGUCCCCCUGAUUUGUCAGACUGUUACUUCUGCAGCAUUGGGCACUUCGAAGUUCACUUACAGGUCUGUGUUAGCUGGGACCAUCCAACCACAUGACAUGAUAGAGCUUUGCUCAAUUUUGUUGGCAGUAUCAGAAGCUGCUAAGGUUCUUGCAGACGAAAAAGGUUCCAUCAAUGUACAAAUCGAGAGAGAAAACCAGACAGGCAGUUUCUGUGCUGCCCAAGAUGAGAAGUACUACUGCCAAGAAGCACUUGAGGUCCAGAAAGCUGUGCCAAAUGACGAUUUGAAUGGAAAUAAGGUUGAUAUAAUUGGCAAAGACGAUUCCAGAUCUGGUAAUGAUGAUGUGCAGAAUGGAAGUCCAAUGUCUCCUGGAACACUUGCAUUGAUGUGUGGUGAGAAAGAUAAGUUGUUCACACCAGAUGCUUCCUCAGUCCGGAUUUGGAAUCAUGGCUGCAACACAUAUGUCAAUGUAGAGCAGGAAAGGCUUGUGUUGGCAAAGUUCAGGGAUUUUCUUAAUAAGAUCAUCACUCGUGGAAUCAUAAAAGAAUGCUUUUUGUUGGCUGGAGCUACUGAGGAUCAAAUGGAGUUACUGCUUGGUGAUGGCAUUGCUAAACCUGGAAGCAAAAUGGUAAGUGAACUGGAAUUGGUAGGCAAUGGGAUUUUAAGAGGUCAUGGUCCAGAUGAUGGUGAAACAUCUCCAGCUUUUGGUGAAGUGAAAACCCCUUCUGCUAAGACUCUACCGCUAGAGGUUCAGAAUACCACUGUAAAAGGGCACAUGACACCUAAAAACUGAAAAAUACUUCUAGUACCUAAAUACCACAUUAGGAUUGUAAUAAUUUCUGCCAUGAUUUGAUGCAGUUUUCAUGAUGCAGGAUAAUAGAUUGUUUGGCCUCACUGUUACAAACGAUUUUGUGUGAAUAUAUAAUAUAUAGAUUCUAAAACUGUGGUUAAGUACCAUUUUGAAGUUCCAUUAUACAAUUGUACUUGCAGACCACCACAAGAUAACUACUUGAUGGAGAUAGCCCUGUGUAUUUG